AUGCCAAGUAAAUCAGGUCCAGUAUUUGUGGAUGGGAAGUUGCAGAUUCUCGAGAUGAAUGAGGAAACAAUCACUGAAAACACAGUUGCAAUCAACUCUCAGCACGAUGAUAAGAGAUUGACAUUCAUAAUGGACAGAUUAGUUCAUCAUUUGCAUGAUUUCGCGAGAGAAACAAGAUUAACUACCGAUGAAUGGGAUGCGGGAAUUCAAUUCUUGACUGAAGUUGGUAAAAUGUGUUCAGAUAUAAGACAAGAGUUUGUAUUAUUAUCUGACACUUUAGGAUUGUCUGUUUUAGUGGACAGUCUUUCUCAUCCAAAGCCAAAAGAAGCCACUAUUGGAACCUUAUUGGGACCAUUCCACACACAUGAUGCAGUAUUCCACGAAGAUGGAACUUCUAUUUGUUCAGAGGGAAAAGGUGAACCAAUGCUUAUUGAAGGAUUAUUGACAGACACCAAGGGAAAUCCAAUUCCUAAUGCAACAAUUGACUUAUGGGAAUGUGACGAAAAUGGAUUUUACGAUACUCAGUACUCUGAUAGAGAUGGAGCGGACAUGAGAGGUAUUAUACGUACCGGUGAAGAUGGUUCUUUCCAUAUUAAAUGCACUAAGCCAGUGCCAUACCCUAUUCCUCAUGAUGGGCCGGUUGGAAGAAUGUUGAAAAAAAUCAACAGACAUCCAUAUAGACCUGCUCACAUUCACUUUAUUAUUGAAAAGGAAGGUUACGAUAAGCUUAUUACUGCAUUGUAUUUAAAAGGUGAUUAUGAAACAUCAGAUGCUGUUUUUGGUGUCAAAUCAGAAUUAUUAUUUUCCUUAGAUAAAUUAGGCAAAGAAAAAGCAGUAAAAUACAAUAUGAAGGAAGAUGAUUGGUAUUUGAAUUGGCAUUUCAGGAUUAUCACAGAAGAAGAAUCAAGAAAAUUAGUCUUAACUAAAAAUACUGAUGCUUUGAAAGCAUUAGGUAAAGGCAAUUUCACUAUCAAUGAAAAUGGUUUGCCAAUAGCAGCUCCAUUAGAUUAG
Molecule: messenger RNA, 1011 nt
Organism: Debaryomyces fabryi
Lineage: Eukaryota; Fungi; Ascomycota; Pichiomycetes; Serinales; Debaryomycetaceae
Exons: 1
Coding region: 1-1011 (336 amino acids)
Biological process (GO): catechol-containing compound metabolic process
Molecular function (GO): ferric iron binding; catechol 1,2-dioxygenase activity
Source: RefSeq, a predicted model, not a curated record